This is a messenger RNA of Fusarium poae, 1443 nucleotides long. RefSeq lists its product as uncharacterized. Bases 1 to 1443 code for a protein of 480 amino acids. NCBI's taxonomy places the organism in Eukaryota, Fungi, Ascomycota, Sordariomycetes, Hypocreales, Nectriaceae. The record is from RefSeq and is a predicted model, not a curated record. The transcript has 5 exons.
AUGUCUGACAGCGAUGCCGUUGAGUUACAACCGAAACGGCUGCCUCCUAGCGCGGAAAAAGGCUCAGAUUGGGAGCCUCUCGUUGAAUCGAAAUCUGGUCUCGAUAUCCCAGGGCGAAGCUCAGUCCAACCUCUUGAACCUCGCUACGUCGAAACGCCUGAAAAUGAGACUCACUCGGAGGACAUUCCAGCUCUCAACUAUACCCGAUAUUCACAAUGGUUCACGAGACCCAGCCAAAAGUCGAUUUUGGAAACCACUAUCACGACAGACACUUCUUUUACCGAACUUGUUCCUUACACCAAUGUAACAUAUUCGAAUUACGAAGCAACACGUCGCCCUAUAUCGUACAAAAAGACUCCCGGCUAUGGAACGGUUGCGACAUGUCCACUAAGCAUCGUAGCUCGUAACAUUGGGACCCUCCGCUACGGGGCCGGCAGAUAUCUUGAGUUGAUCACAGCCAGGAACAACGUAAAUGGAUCUUCUACACUUGGCAAAUGGAAACAACCGCUUGUUAUCACAAAAUGCUCUUCAUCCAAGAUUGUAGAUGGAGUCGCGAGUUUCUCCUUUGGCCCUCCAUUCUUCAAAGAAACUGCGGAGCGGCGCUUCCAACAUGUGAAGAUACCUUUGGCGAAACACCCCUGGCUACUCAACCUCAACACAACAGAAAACUUGAGUACCUCAGCCGAUCCUCUGGGAUACAGCUUCCUCAAUAUCAAAGAUGAGGUGAAGCUGCCGAUCAGCGCCGAUAUCAUGUUUGCAACGGUUAUGAAUGAAACCGUCGAUUCUAUGAAAGGCACACUCCCGCUACGGCCUUCAGCCGUCCAAUUUACUUUAUGUCUCGUGUCAGCACUAUGGACUGAAGCAGAUGUUUGGCUUGAGCCCCAAAGAUCCAAAGAUGCUCUGAGCCAUCUCAGCUUCGCCAAUGGAGAAGAGGUGGCUCGAAUCGCCGAGUCUUUCGGGACUCGAGAUUUCAUAGACAUACACGAAGAUUGGAUGACCGGGAUAGGUUCUGUGCCAACAUCUACAAACAUGUCAUCUUAUGACGAGGCCCUAAGGUUCUGCCUCGCAGCUACACCAUACGGAAUUUGGGAGCCAACAGUUUCCAGUCCAAAUCCUAUCCUGAACAGCAUUAGACACCUACAAAUUACAGUUCGCCUCCGUCUGCCGAGUCCUGACAAGCCCAAGUCUUCAGAGAAAGCGGCUAUGUUGCGCUGGCGUCAGUGUUGCGAGGCACUCGAACGUUCCGAUAACCUGGACUCUGUAUAUUUGUGGCUCGACGCCGACCCGCGUCAUCACCUCUACCUGAGCAAGUCACAGGGAAACAAUACCAGUCCUUACAUCUUUGGGGGAAAACUAGCUGUCAAACUCACGGCCGAUGCGCCAUUGAAUCCAGACAGACCUGAAGCUUGGGAUGCGGUCGUCAAGUUGGAACCCAAGCGAUAA